Salvia miltiorrhiza (redroot sage) is the source of this 2888-nucleotide messenger RNA. RefSeq names its product zinc finger BED domain-containing protein DAYSLEEPER-like. The record is from RefSeq and is a predicted model, not a curated record. Gene Ontology annotation, molecular function: protein dimerization activity; DNA binding. The transcript is spliced from 6 exons. Bases 1893 to 2606 code for a protein of 237 amino acids. NCBI's taxonomy places the organism in Eukaryota, Viridiplantae, Streptophyta, Magnoliopsida, Lamiales, Lamiaceae.
UCUUCAAGUAGAGAGUAGAAAUGAUUGCUUUAAAAGAGUUCAGCGCCGGUCUCCCAAAGAUCAUGUUGUAAGAGGGUUUCGGUGCAUCGAUGACCAAGAAUUUGACCAUCCGAGUCUUUUUUUCCCUUGGUUGCCCUAUCGUCAUUGGCAGUUCAAUUGUUCCCACCGGUAGGACUGAUUCCCCUGAAAACCCAUAAAGAGGGGCCACAGCGGGCUCUAAUUUAGCCUCUAAACCCAUUGCCUGCCAGCAUUCCAGGUAUAAGAUAUUGACGGCGCUGCCUGAAUCGACAAAAAUGCGAUGUAUCAGCACGUUAGCUACGUUGGCGGAAAAUACCAAGGCGUCGUCAUGAGGAUAGAAUAGAGGCCUAGCAUCCUUUGGGCCAAAAGAUAUUGUCGGUUCAUCAGGCGCAGUAUUGACUGUCAUGACUAGGGCUGGCAAUUUUCGACACGACACGAAAACACGAUACGAAACCGCACGAAAUUAAUGGGUUAGUAACCCGCACGAUAAGAUUCAUGUCCUUAUUGGGUCGAUCUGAUAAGGACCUGAUAAUUUUGUAUCCGGUUCGUGUCAGGUUCAGGUAACCUGAUAAAAGUAAUAAUUUUAAUAUUAUUAUUUUUAUUAAAUAAUUAUUCUAAAUAAUUUUCACUCAUUAGGGUUUUGAGUCUUUCACUCCAGCACCGCACCACUCACGUCUCAUUUCAAAUUUUCAAUUCUGGAAACUUGGAAACCCACCCCUCCCACACCACAUGGCCACACCGAGACGACGGCCACGGCGGCGCAGCCAGUCACCGGUGACUCACCACCAAUCACCACUCUCCAGCGGCGCACAUCCACCUCUGCCGCCGUCUCAAACAUCUGCCGAAUCGGAAGAGAAGCACGGCCUGUCACCGACGACUCACCUCCAAUCACCAUUCUCCAGCGGCGCACCUCCACCUCCGCUGCCGUCUCAAACUUCCGCUGAAUCGGAAGAGAAGCGCGCUUAACUCCCUGCCCGCGCUGCCAGCUGCCUCUCUUGUCCGGUAAUUAUGUCUAGCAAUGAUGAUACCGAUGGUGAUGAAAAUACUUUUACGACAUAUACAAGUGAAAUGCCUUGUAUUGCUUCUACUGCUAGCCCUGCAGCUGUUGCCCCUUCUGCUGCCACAGAUGCAGAAACUGGUUUAGGGACGUCCAAUCCUACAGCUAAGCCCCCAACGAACAAAAGAAAACCGAGAUGGUUAUAUUUCUCUUACUUGUCACUUCAUUGAUGAGGAAUGGGUGUUACGUAAGAAGGUGUUGAAUUUUUCUUUGAUGCCAUCUCCUCAUACUGGUGUAGCAUUAUCAAAUAAGUUGUUUUCCAUGCUUUGUGACUGGGGGAUUGAAUACAAAGUAUUUUCUUUGACUUUGGAUAAUGCUAGUGCAAAUGAUGUGUCUGUUGAGUUGUUGAUCUCACAGUUGAACUUGAAUAAUGCACUUCUUUGUGAUGGCGAAUUCUUCCAUAUCCGUUGUUGUGCACAUAUUAUCAAUUUGGUAGUCCAAGAUGGUUUGAAUGAUAUUGAAAAUUCUGUUGUUAAGAUCCGUGAAAGUGUGAAAUAUGUGAGGGGUUCACAAAUGAGGAGGCAGAAAUUUUUGGAAUGUGUAAGCAAGUUACCUUUUUGAUGCUUGAUAAUGCACUAUAUUAUAGGAAAGCAUUCAUGAAUUUUCAACUUGUUGAUCCCAACUACAAGCAUUGUCCUUCUUCAGUUGAAUGGGAUAGAAUUGAGAAGAUUCGUGGUUUCUUGAGCUUGUUCUACGAUGUCUCGAACUUGUUUUCUGGUAGCAAUUAUCCUACAGCAAAUUUGUAUUUUCAGCCCGUUGUCAUGUGCUACAGUCAUUGAGACAAAGUUGCAAUAGUUCGGAUGUUUAUAUAAAGAAAAUGGCUGAGAAGAUGCUACCAAAGUUUGAGAAGUAUCGGUCCGAUUUCAGCUUGAUCUUGACUAUGGCUGUGGUCUUUGAUCCACGCUAUAAGUUUCAGUUUGUGGAAUUCUUUUAUAAGAAGUUGUAUGGCCCUAACUCUCGUCAGUGUUCACUAGUAAGAGAGAAGUUAUUUGCUCUAUUUGAAGAAUAUCAUAAGAGCAACAGUGACAGUUUUGGUCUUACUAGAAGUGGGGGUCCGGCAUUAAAUGAUUCAACCUGUGAAUUCACAAACGAAGAAUCUAAAGCGGUGGUUGAGGAGUUUAGUGCUUUGGAUGAGUUUGGAUUAAGCGAACAAAAGUCACAAUUAGAGUUGUAUAUGCAAGAAGCAAGAUUGGAUGCCAAAUCCAGUCUUGAUGUUCUUGGCUUUUGGAAAGGGAAUCAAUACAAGUAUCCACAAGUAGCUCGCAUGGCUCGUGAUAUUUUGAGCAUUCCCAUAACUACGGUGGCUUCCGAAGCUGUUUUUAGUGUUGGUGGAAGAGUACUUGAUCAAUAUCGUAGCUCACUUAAAGCAAGCACAGUGGAGGCAAUUAUUUGCAGUAGAGAUUGGUUGUUUGGAGAAAAAGCCUUCAAAAGCGAAGUACCAACAUGUGAGUUAGCCGAAAACUUUCUACAUGGCGAUGAUGAACCUCAAACGGAAUCCUCCUCGAUCUCCACUAUUGAUGUUGAUGGAUGAGUAUGUCCUGAUAUGAAGAACUAUUUGUGGAUUGGACUCCAAGAACGGGCACUAGAUGGCGAUAUUUUUAUGUUGUUAGACUUUUAUUUUGUUGAACUUGAAACACUUCACUAGAUGGCGAUAUAUUUAUGUUGCUAGACUUUUAUUUUGUUGGACUGAACCUAUGAUUUAUGUUGAUGAAUGGGACUUAUUAUGUGAGCUUUUAAAUUUCAUUGUUUUUUCAAACCAUGAAUCUGUUCAGUGGUUAAUUUGAUAUGUAAUUCGCAUAUUAUUGUAUUAUUA